Messenger RNA from Pogona vitticeps (central bearded dragon), 4462 nucleotides. It is a transcript of the gene FMN1, whose product is annotated as formin 1. Gene Ontology annotation, cellular component: cytoplasm; actin filament; cytoskeleton. Gene Ontology annotation, molecular function: actin filament binding; microtubule binding. Gene Ontology annotation, biological process: actin nucleation; cortical actin cytoskeleton organization. The record is from RefSeq and is a predicted model, not a curated record. NCBI's taxonomy places the organism in Eukaryota, Metazoa, Chordata, Lepidosauria, Squamata, Agamidae.
CACAAGUUAAAAGAAGGCACUUUUCAGUGACGAUUUGGAAGCUUUUCUCUUCUACCAGGAUUUUCCAGCUUUCUAAUAUCUGCCCCCCUUUGAAAGUUUUGCUGAAAGUGGCUUUUGGCCACAGCGAGGAAACUUACAAGAAAUUUCCAGCACAUUCCUGCUCAUAGAUUUUUGUGAUUCUUCGGACGGCAUAAGGAAGUAGCAAACUGCAAGUACUAGCUGUUACUACUAAAAAAAAAACCUGUUGUUUUUUAAUUGUACUUUCUAGCAAGCAAAAGACUGUAGAACUGACAGAACAGUAUUGCAAUGACCGAUCGUGUUCUCAGCUGAUUAGUUUACAGGAGAUUUGCCUUGACAAAGAAGGCCCUUUGUGUUUAAGAGGUGUAGCUCUUGAGAAAGUUUUGGUAUGCGACGACAUGAAAAAUCUUCACAUUUCUGCUGUGUUCAAAUAGUAAAGUUUGAAAGAAUUUUACAUUUCAGAUCUCUUCAGAACACCACAUUGUAAGAGACAGAACAGUAUGUGAUCUUGGGGAAAUGUCAUUAUUGUGUAAUUUAAUAGAACAUAUUCCCUGGGAGUAAUCACAGUAUCUGUACCAGUAUUUAUUUGAACAGUAGGACUACUACUGUAAUUUGCCCACCAUGGAAGCAAACCAAACAUCUGACAGAAGUGAGCUCUCCAAUCUAGAAAAAACAGCAGAGUCUGAAGCAGGCCAGAAUCUCUUCACCAAGUUCUCUAUGAAAACGCUUUUUGGAUUUACAGCAAAAUUGGAAUCAGGAACUUCAAAAGAACAAGCAGUUCUGAAAAGUUUUCAGAGUAUUGAUGGUGAUAUCAACAGCCAUGCUGACAACCAGAAAGAGAAACACACUAUUAGUGGAGACAAUAAUCCAGAUACAGUUCAUUUACUUCCAGUAAUGCCACAGCCUGAAAGUGCAAGCAGCGAUCAAGCCACUCUGCAAGCUAGCUCCACAUUUAGUUUGCAGGGUGAUUUCACUGCCCUUGGUGUCUCAGGGUUGAGUGAUUAUGCUCCAAAUGGCCUAGAAGCUGUUGAUGCAGCCUCUAGUAGUUGUAAAACUGAUGUUGGGAUCCCUGUUGACUCCAGAGUCACAGAUGAUAACUGUAUUGGAGAUGUAGACACUACCCAUGCAUCAGAUGGCCACGGGGCUGAUGUUUAUGGCCUUGCUUACUUGGAACAUGAAGAAAUGCAACAGAAUGGACCUUCUCUUUCCAAUUUAGGCUUUGUAUGCCCUCCUUUGUCUGAAGUCAGCAAACAAGAUGACAAGGAAUCAAUUAUUGUUCAGGGUACUUUGGUUCAUACAACAAGUGACACUGAGUCAGACAGUGAGGCUACAGGCCCUGCCAAAGAUGACAAUGUAACAAACAAAUCUGUGUCUUUGGAGAAUAAUGACAAAAAUAAAGAGAAGCAGGUAACAGAAGGAGACAGAGAAACGGAUGAUACUAUAAAUGGAGAUAACACCAAGCAAACUGUGUCAAAUUCUAUAUUGCCUUCAACAGAUGGGGAUGAUACACCACAGGAAAUAUGUUCAGAUACCAGAAACCUAAUAGUAAAUAAUAAGGGCAUAGUUAGCUCACCUGCUACAGGAGAGGAUAUGCAGGAGCCAAGAGAAGAGCAAGAUUCUCUUACAAGCAUUUCCAGCACUGAAUCUCUCCAAAAACCAGCUUCAAGUGAGAAGACCUUUCAGCUUCCCGCCUUUUUUAGUGGGUUACGUGUACGAAAGAAAGGAUCUUCUGCUGAUGUGGAGGAGACCGUUACAGAAAUCAAACAGAAGGACAGUGAGUUGGCUAUGCUCAAAUUAAGACAACCUGUUAAGAAUUCCCAUAUUGCACCAGAACUGAUAAUGAAAAGGAAACCAGCAGAACCCAAAGCUGCUCCUACCUUUUUGGAACAACUGUCUCAACUCUUAGGGCCUAAAACUGAGGAUAAAGAUUCUUGUGAGGUAAUCAGUGACUCUGGCAGCCGUGAGGAUAGCCAAGGAAGAAAAUCUCCAGUGAGAGUGGAACCUACCAGUACUUCUGAGGAGAUAAAGCCAAGUCCUGCUGAAUCUGCAUUGGAUGCAUUUAAAGCUUUAUUCACACGGCCUCCGAAAAGAGAGACAACUGCAGACCCUUCAGAACUGGAAGCAAUAAAACGUAAAAUGAGACAUGAAAAAGAAUCGCUUAAGGCAGUAUUCGAAAGAUCUAUAUCAAAAUCUGGUGAUGGAGCUGCAGACACCAAACCAAUCGAUGCAAUCCCCUCAGAACAGGAUGACAAGACUCCAGGAAGACUCCAGACUGUCUGGCCACCACCCAAAGCAAAAGAUGAGGAAGAAAAAGUAGGAUUAAAAUAUACUGAAGCAGAGUAUCAGGCUGCUAUUCUGCAGUUAAAGAGAGAGCACAAAGAUGAAGUUGAAAAGUUGAAGUCUGAGUUUGAACUCAGAGUCUUUCACCUUCGAGGAGAGCAUGCUUCAUCCGUAGCAAAGCUUGAGGAAGAUAUUGCAAAUUUUAAAAAUAAACUGGAAAAUAAAUUAUGCAGGAGAAGUGAAGAGGCAAAAGAUGUUUGCAUAUCCACUGAAGACGACAACCCACCAAAGUCGUACAGAAAUGUGUGCAUACAAACAGACAGAGAAACAUUUAUAAAACCAAGCGAAGAUGAAAACCGAACAGUGAAGAAUAACCAAAUAAUACCUAAGAAGCUUACAAUCCCGCUUUUGAAUAAUAAUAUUUCUGCCUCAGGUGACUAUAAGGAAACAGGCAGUUCUAACCACGUCUCAGGGAGUGUUCAGUCUCAGUCAGAUCAAAGGUUGCCACUGCCACCACCGCCGCCACCACCACCACCACCUCUUCCAGCUUCACUGUUGGGGUCUAUCACUCCACCACCUAGCUUACCACCAGAUUUGAGGUCUGCCCAUCCGUUACCACCACCACCACCUCCACUUCCUGCAGCUUUGGGAUCUUCUCAUUUACCUCCGCCUCCACCACCUCCACCACCAGGGCCUCCUCCAUCAGGAGCGGGUCUUCCUCCACCUCCUCCACCACCACUUCUUGGAUCUAAUGUGUUCUUACCAUCAAGGCAAGGUCCUCGAAAACCUGCAGUAGAACCUUCUUGCCCCAUGAAGCCACUCUACUGGAAUAGAAUACAAAUAAACAAUGGAAGGGGACCCAGUUCAAAAUCAACUUUAUGGGAAUCAUUAGAAGAACCCAACAUAUUUGAUACCAGUGAAUUUGAGUACUUAUUCUCCAAAGAAACAGCUCAGGAAAAGAAAAAGCCAUUAGUGGAAUCAUAUGAAAAGAAAACAAAAGCCAAAAAGAUUAUCAAAUUGUUGGAUGGAAAGAGAUCGCAAGCUGUGGGAAUUUUGAUAUCCAGUUUACACUUGGAGAUGAAAGACAUACAACAAGCUGUACUAAAUGUGGAUGAUUCAAUAGUUGACUUGGAAACACUGGAAGCAUUAUAUGAGAAUAGAGCACAGAAGGACGAACUGCAAAAAAUAAAGCGGCAUUAUGACACUUCAAAAGAAGAUGAAGUAAAACUUCUGGACAAACCAGAACAGUUUUUAUAUGAAUUGUCACAGAUCUCCAAUUUUGCUGAACGUGCCCGAUGUAUAAUUUUUCAGUCUGUCUUCAAUGAAGGGAUAACUGCAGUGCGUCGAAAAGCUGAUAUUAUUCAUCGUGUUUCGAAGGGCCUACUCGAUAUGGAAAGUGUGAAGGUCAUUUUAGGUUUAAUUCUGGCUUUUGGAAAUUACAUGAAUGGUGGGAAUAGGACACGUGGUCAAGCAGACGGAUUUGGUUUGGAAAUACUUCCCAAACUGAAGGAUGUUAAAAGUAGAGACACUGCCAUCAGUCUUGUGGAUUAUGUUGUAAUAUAUUACCUUCGCCAUUGUGACAAGGAAGCAGGAACAGAUAAAAGUGUGUUUCCACUACCAGAACCUCAAGAUUUAUUCCAGGCAUCCCAAGUUAAAUUUGAAGACUUAAUAAAAGAUUUGCGAAAACUGAACAGAGAUCUAGAAGUUUGUGAAAAACAGAUGAAAGUGGUUUUUAGAGACUCAUCCGAAGAACACCUACAGCCCUUCAAGGAUAAAUUAGAAGAUUUUUUUCUGAAAGCUGUAGAAGAGCAUAAGACAGAAGAGAGCCAUUUGGAGAUGGUACAAAAGUGUUUUGAAGAAACAGUGGGGUACUUUGGAAUAAAGCCGAAAUCUGGUGAGAAGGAGAUCACGCCGAACUACGUUUUCACAGUAUGGUAUGAGUUCUGCAGUGACUUUAAGACCAUUUGGAAACGAGAGAGCAAAAACAUUUCCAAAGAAAGACUGAAAGUGGCCCAAGAAUCAGUGAGCAAGAUAACUGCAGAGAAGAAAGUAGAAACCAAGAAAAUCAACCCUACCACCAGUCUGAAAGAAAGACUACGUCAGAAGGAAGCCAGCGUGGCCACCGGCUGAAAGAAGAAGACACAUAAAUGACAGUGUGAUUUAA